This is a messenger RNA of Plasmodium vivax (malaria parasite P. vivax), 1018 nucleotides long. RefSeq lists its product as hypothetical. Lineage: Eukaryota; Apicomplexa; Aconoidasida; Haemosporida; Plasmodiidae. The coding region runs from base 1 to 963 and encodes 320 amino acids. The record is from RefSeq and is a predicted model, not a curated record. The transcript has 5 exons.
AUGUUCGAACAAACGAAACAGCCCCCCGACAAGUCUACCAAUUGCAUAAACUCAAAAAAGGAAAAAGCAAAAAAAUUAUUCCUGCAAGCAUUAAACCAUGAGCGUGAUGAAAAUUAUUUAAAGGCAACCAAAUUUUACCAAGAAGCUGUCAAGCUUUACCCAAAUGUCCUCAAACUGUACAUCAACGAUAAUGACGAGAGUAGUGAAAAAAGCAAACCUGUAGAAGAAGCCACUCCGAGAGAGCAGAAUGCCUACUUGAUUAACAUAUUAACAGAAAAUUUUUUUGGCAUUAUAAAGUUCCUGGAUUUUUACUCCCUCCAUAGGCUGCUGCUGGAGUACCCCCGCAUCCGGCACGACGGCGUCUACAUCAGCUGCGUCACGUACAUAAGAUCCCUGAAGGACAUCGGCAACAUACACCUGGACCCGAAGGACAGAGACCGAGUCAUUUACAACCCAUGCGUAGUGACCUACUUCCGCUACCUCCUAUUCAUCAACGACUCGAACAAAGUGCUGGUGAUGCGCUCCGAGGUGAACAAAAAGGAAGUUUUGGAAGCCCUAAAAAUAUCGUACAACAAGUUAAAGCAUUGGGAUUUGUCCGUGCCAAGUGAUGCCUUGAUAAAGGGGUUAAUAAAAUUCCAGGGGGAGAGCGAAAACGGCUUGGUUAAAAUGGUUAGGAUAGGUGAAUAUACAUUUAAUGAAAGUGAAAGGGUCAUCGAAAUAAGUUACCCCGAGUCUCUAAGCGAACCAUUUAAGUAUAAAAAUAUCAUUCAGUUGCGCCUGAAAAAUUAUUUGAGCGCCAGCAACAACAUGCUCAAGUGGAUGUCCUUCAGAAUUUUGUCCAAGCUGAAGCUCAGCUCUUCGGAGGACACCCUCAACAUCAAAAACCGGCAGUACAGGCCCUUCUUCUUCUUUAACCUGAACUUUCUGUCCCACCUGUUUAUAACAAAAAUUCCGGAGACAUGACGCGCGCGGGGAUGUGCCCACCUGGGCGAAUUCGCCGCAGUCAGAUCACUCACAC